This is a messenger RNA of Ilex paraguariensis (yerba mate), 489 nucleotides long. Lineage: Eukaryota; Viridiplantae; Streptophyta; Magnoliopsida; Aquifoliales; Aquifoliaceae. The record is from the annotation of a GenBank genome assembly.
AUGUGUCACCGAGCACCGGCAUUAUUGCUAAUUUUGACAGCCGGAGCUGAAAUUAAUCAUGCUACAGACUUCAGUAUUAAGGUUGAAGCGCCAGAACUGGCAACUGAAAUGAGCAUAAGAAUUAGAGAGAUGGUGUACCACAAGGUUAAGCUGAAUAAAAUACUAUCAAGAAUCACGAGGAAGCCUGAACAACAGAUUGAAGGUGAUACUGACCGUGACAAUUUCAUGAAUGCUUGGGAGGCAAAGGAAUAUGGGUUGGUGGAUGAAGUGAUUGAUGAUGGCAAGCCGGGAUUAAUUGCACCCAUUGCAGAAGCAACAGCUCCACCAAAAACCCGGGUGUGGGAUCUGUGGAAAGUUGAGGGAAGCAAGAAAGCCAAGAAGAAUUUGCCAUCAGAAGAGAAGAUUUUACAAAAUGGAUACACGGGUAGUCAAGGAAAUGAUGAUGAGAGGGGCAGAGAACAAAAAGAGGAAGAACCCACACCAGUAUGA